AGAGAGGUUGAUGCCGAACAUGGAUGUAACGCACCAUCCAUUUCCAAAAGCAGAAAGCAAAGUUGAUUGACUAUGCCUGCCGGUCUUUGAUUUCGAUUUUCGAACGCACAUUCAUUUCGCCAAUAAAUACCAAAACUAAAAAAAUGAACAAGAAAGCUUUGUCCAUUUUGAUGCGCGCCAGAAUGAAGCCCAACCUUUCUCUCUCUCCUCUCUCUCUAACUAACGCGACGAGUCAAUUGCAGCAGCAGAAUUCCCGCCAAAAUGAAUCUCCAGGUGAAGGAAAUUCACCGCCUAAUGACUCCGCCAACUCCGAGAGAGAGUUUAAGCGUGUGCGUGCCUCAAUGCACUCUGCUAUAUCUAUGAACAAAACAGAAGUUCUGGAUGACGUGCUUAAUAGUUUCUCGGAGGGUUAUUUUAGCCUUUCUCGUGUAAACCGUCGCAACUUGCUCCUUGUUCUUGCUAGAGAGUAUGAUCUCAAUAGAUCACAAGUUCGUGAACUGAUAAAUCAGUACCUUGGACUUGAACUUCCUGCUGACAAAGCUCAAGUGAGUGGCUUCGAAGAUGAAGCCUUGUUUUCUCCUUUUCAUCGGAUUGAGAGGAAUUUGAGGCAUGCCCUUCAGCCAGUUUAUGAAAUUCUCUUUGAGCGUCUCAACACUCAUCCUGGAGGGUUGAGGAUCUUAACCAUUGUUCGAGCAGAUAUCCUAUCUAUUCUUGCAGAGGAGAAUAUUGCAUCUCUGAGAGCAUUGGAUUCUAAUUUAAAGGAAAAACUUAUUACGUGGCUUAGUCCUGCUGCCUUAGAGCUUCACCAGAUUACAUGGGAUGAUCCUGCUUCUUUGCUGGAGAAAAUUGUUGCUUAUGAAGCUGUGCACCCAAUUAGCAACCUUCUAGAUCUUAAGAGAAGGCUGGGAAUUGGCCGUCGUUGUUUUGGAUAUUUACAUCCAGCAAUUCCUGGUGAACCCCUAAUUUUCAUUGAAGUUGCACUACUGAAGGAUGUUGCUCAAACUAUACAGGAAGUUUUGUGGGAUAGUCCUCCUAUAUCUGAAAAUGAGGCAACAUGCGCCUUGUUCUACUCUAUAUCAUCAACUCAGCCUGGCUUAGCAGGGAUCAACUUAGGAAAAUUUCUUAUCAAACGAGUUGUAACACAGGUGAAAAGAGAGAUGCCACAUAUUUCCACCUUUGCAACUCUGAGUCCCAUCCCGGGAUUCAUGUCGUGGCUGUUAUCCAAGCUAGCAUCUCAAACAGUGCUUGCUGAAGGAGACAAUUUGUCACAACCACAAGCUGAAGGAUCCGGCUCCACUUUCUAUGAGAAUAUACUUAAACCUGGGGAAGAAGAAGCACUUAUGAGUUUACCUAAACGCAGAGAUAUUGCCACGGGAAAAAAUGGAAUGGAUGUGAUGUUCAACUUGCUUACUUCUUCAUCCUACAAGUGGAUCCAUUCGCCAGAACUUCUGUCAGCAUUAAAACCCCCUUUGAUGCGAUUAUGUGCCAGGUACCUUCUGCAAGAGAAGAAAAGAGGAAAAGCUUUGGAUUCUGUAGCAAAUUUUCACUUGCAAAAUGGAGCGAUGGUCGAAAGAAUUAACUGGAUGGCAGAUCGAUCAGAAAAAGGUCUUUCUCAAAGUGGAGGGAUCAUGGUGAACUAUGUGUAUAGGCUGGAUCACAUAGAGGAAUAUGCCCAUUCAUACUUCAGCAAUGGAGAAAUUCAUGCAUCAAGUGAUCUCCAUCGCUGUAUUGAUGUAGUGGAUACUGCUUAGUGUCGACUCAAAUUUGAUAGAAGAUAAACUUCAGCAUAUUUUCAAAGAUAUCAUGCAUGUGGUUUCGAAACGAAGCUUAUUGGCAGGGGACAACCCUUGUUACCUUUAACCUUUGCCUUUCUUUGUCUCAACCUCUUUGCUGCCAUCUGCAGCUAUAGAGCGACAAGUAAUUGUGAAGUCUGCUUGGUCGGAGCAUAAUGGAAGAUUUUAUCAAAACAAUAGGACAAAUGAAUCUAAACCUAAAACCCAGGAAGCUUGUAUCUUAGUUUGUUGAUGAUUUCUGUCUAGAGAACGGAAAUCAACUGAUUGCGUCGCUAAUCCAAUUCUUUGGCAAAAUAUGGUAGGGGAUACCUUGCUAAAAUUCCCGAGCUACCUUAUUUGGUCAUAAGAUGAUGGAGGGGUUACUCUUGCACGAGAGGUGGAUAGGAGAAAAGUUAUAAUGAAUAGUUCAUGCUUGUAAACCUCAAGCUAUACAACGUGAUGUAAUGUUUGUAUUUACUAUACUGACAACAGACCCUAUAUCUUAGUGAAGAAGGUGCCACUACCUGUGAAAUUUAGUUGUGUUGGUUGGAGGUCAUGAAGUGUAAACUAUCGCAGCAAAAAUCGUUCCUUGAACAUUGAGGAUUGAAGGUAA
Messenger RNA from Cajanus cajan (pigeon pea), 2385 nucleotides. Its product is annotated as malonyl-CoA decarboxylase family protein. Gene Ontology annotation, biological process: malonyl-CoA catabolic process; fatty acid biosynthetic process; acetyl-CoA biosynthetic process. Gene Ontology annotation, cellular component: peroxisomal matrix; mitochondrial matrix. Gene Ontology annotation, molecular function: malonyl-CoA decarboxylase activity. NCBI's taxonomy places the organism in Eukaryota, Viridiplantae, Streptophyta, Magnoliopsida, Fabales, Fabaceae. The record is from RefSeq and is a predicted model, not a curated record.